AUGCCCCGGGCGGACGAGCGGAUCGGGCGUGCGAGGGCGGCAGGCAUGGGAGCCCCUGCCCACGGCACGCCCGCCAGGAAGCCGUGCGCGGCGGGAAGCCCCCCGCGGGGCUGCUCCCCGCGGCCAGGGGGACGGGAGAAAAAAGCGGGGGGGGAGGAGGGCCUCGAGGGGGGCAAGGGGGCAGCCCUGGGCGCGACGCGAGCCGGGAGGCAGAGACGCCACGAGCGCAGGCGGUCGCAGGCCCGCCCACGGGGCGGCGCGGGGAGCGCCCGGCGCGCACCGCCGGAGGCUUCUGUGCCGGCACCUCGUCUUCGCGGCUGCUCGCGGCAGCAGGUCGGCCCGGGGCUGUCGGGGACUGCGGCUGCAGCGUCUUGA
Molecule: messenger RNA, 375 nt
Organism: Prorocentrum cordatum
Lineage: Eukaryota; Dinophyceae; Prorocentrales; Prorocentraceae
Source: the annotation of a GenBank genome assembly